Messenger RNA from Aethina tumida (small hive beetle), 2239 nucleotides. RefSeq names its product probable cytochrome P450 313a2. Gene Ontology annotation, molecular function: monooxygenase activity; oxidoreductase activity, acting on paired donors, with incorporation or reduction of molecular oxygen; iron ion binding. The coding region runs from base 618 to 1457 and encodes 279 amino acids. The record is from RefSeq and is a predicted model, not a curated record. NCBI's taxonomy places the organism in Eukaryota, Metazoa, Arthropoda, Insecta, Coleoptera, Nitidulidae. The transcript is spliced from 8 exons.
UAAUAAUCAUGAUAACUGCACCAAAAAUAAGAUAGUUAUAAAUAAUAAACAUCUUAUUAAUAUAUUAAUAAGAUAUAACAAAAUAUAGUUUACAAUGAAACCACAAAUACAAUAUUAUAUUAAAAAUAGAUUUUCGUUUCUAGAUCUUUUUUUUUACGUUCAAGAAAUAACUGAAAAUGGUAGGUAUUUACCAAGUGUGCUUUGGAAAGGCUCAAUUCCGGUUUACAUAACGGACAAUCCUGAGGAAAUCCAGAUAUUAUUAAAUAGCCCUCAUGGUCUCUCCAAAACUUCCCAGUAUAGAUUUAUGAAAGAUGCUAUUGGUGAAGCCUUAAUUGUAGGAGAAGUUUCUUAUUGGAAGUACAACAGAAAAAUAAUAGCAAAAGCAUUCUAUAAAAAGAUAUUGGAUCAUCAUAUAAAUAAUUUUUCACAAAAUAGUUCUAAAUUAAUAGAAAAAUUAAAAAUAUUUGAAAAUAGCAAACACACGUUACAAGAAGUAUUUUGGGAGUAUUCUGUUGAGUUAUUUUUUCAAAAUAAUGUUGGCAAUUGUAUUACUGAAGACAUUAAUGAAAUUACUGAUGUACUGAACAAGUAGGUGCUUUGAAAUAAUAUUCUUAAGAAUGAGCAAACCUUAUCAGUGGUGGAAUUUCGUAUUUUACAACACUCAAACCGGAAAAUCAUUUAAGAAUAUGAUAACAUAUGCUAGAUCAAUUUUUAACGAAAUGAUUUAUGCGAAGAAAAAACUGAAAACAUUUGUUACUGAAGGUGACAACGUAAGCAAAUAUUCGAAACCAACACUGGAUCUACUUUUAGAAAAUGAAAAUGACAAAAUGACCCAACAACACAUAAUUGAUGAAAUUGUAUUACUUCUUGCAGCAUCGAGUGAUACGAUAGCGUGGACAAUAACUUUAACUUGUUACAUGUUGGGCAUGUACCCAGAUAUUCAAGAAAAUGUUUAUAAUGAAAUACUACGAAACACUGAUUUUUCGGAACCUAUCGACAGCACGACUCUGCCGAAAUUGGGAUAUACCAAAAUGGUGGUUAAGGAAGUUUUAAGAUUAUUUCCAUUAGGUCCCAUUGUUGCAAGGAAGACAACAUCAGACAUUAAUCUCGGUUCUAGAGUUAUUUUAAAAGGAAUGGAUUUUGCAGUAUCCAUCUUCAACGUACACCGUUCCAAAAAAUAUUGGAAGGACCCUUUAAAAUUUGAUCCAAACAGAUUUACACCGGAACAAGUAAAACAGAGGCAUCCAUAUACUUACAUUCCAUUUUCUGCUGGUCCCAGAAACUGCAUUGGAUGGAAAUAUGCAAUGAAUGUUGUAGUUUAUACAGUUGCUGAAUUAGUAAGAAACUUUAAUUUAGUUUCGGAAUAUGUGCCAAUAGAAAAUAUUGAUUUUGAUUGUUUGAUUAUUCUUAAGACAGUUGAAAAUGUUGUUGUGCAAUUUCAGGAAAGAACUAUGUAAUAUAUAAAAAUUGUCAUAGUUAAAUUAUUUAGAUUAACACCAAAACAGGAAAAGGUAGUAAUAAUGAGCGAUUGUCAUCAGUCGCAUGGACACUCGAUUGUUUUGCCCUGAUUAAUUUAUUUGAUAUUUUAGGUGUCUGUUUAUCAUAUAUAUUUUUAAUGGAUCUACAUCAAUAAAAUUAAUUAUAAACAACUACCUAUUUGUUUAUAAAUAAAUUAUUCAAUGUUGUUUAGGUCGUUAAUAACUAUUUAACAAGUGUAAAGCAAUUAUGUUCCAUAGAUAUGAAUGAGUAUGUCUAUCAAAAGAUGCCGCAUGUGAUGUUGAUGCUUUAGGCCAUAAUUUAUAUCUAUUAAACCUCUUAAGAUGAUUUUCCGUUAAUAUUAAAAUACAUUGAGAAUAGACUGGCAAUUUUAUAAAUAAUACCUAGUCAUAAAUAUCAAUUUCCAAAAGCUCUUACUUACAGAUUACAUUAUAAAUAUCUACAAUUUAAUUUUUUCAAAUUAUGAAUUCCAUAAUAUGCAGAAUCAAUCAUUUUUGAAGUGUGCCUAUUUUGUUGGAGCAUCAGCUGUUGGGGCAUCUGAGAAUUUACGAGUUACACAAUUAGAUUCAUGCCGAAUUGAUAGAUAUUGAAUUACGGUUUUCACCCUCCAUUUUUCGAAUACAAAAACGCCUUCAUACUAUGUAUAAACACCUAUUGUGAGUUGCUUGUACUGACCCACGAACUACGGGAACUACACCCACAAAACAGGAGAGUUAAUUCAAUCAGUAUAUUAUUUACUUGU